Molecule: messenger RNA, 2046 nt
Organism: Prunus avium (sweet cherry)
Lineage: Eukaryota; Viridiplantae; Streptophyta; Magnoliopsida; Rosales; Rosaceae
Product: basic helix-loop-helix (bHLH) DNA-binding superfamily protein
Biological process (GO): regulation of transcription by RNA polymerase II
Cellular component (GO): nucleus
Molecular function (GO): RNA polymerase II cis-regulatory region sequence-specific DNA binding; DNA-binding transcription factor activity, RNA polymerase II-specific; protein dimerization activity
Source: RefSeq, a predicted model, not a curated record
UAUAUAUAUAGCUAGGUAGAGGAGAGAAAAAGAGAGAGAAAGCCUGAAAAGAAAAUAUAAAAAAAAUUAAAGUCAGAGAGAGAGGUAUGGAGAUGAAUAAUAAGUACUCACGCUCUCUCUUUCUUUCUUUCUUUCUUUUCAAGGCUACUUUAAUCAAUACAUAAGGAUAUGUAAACUUGAAAGAGUAAAGAGGAAACUGAGAAAAGUGUCUAGCUUAGCUAAAAGCAACCACCAAAGGUAUGCGGGUGUCACAACCUGAACUGGGUUUUCUUUGAAUUGUGUGAGAGAUUCCUGGAGCAAAGCUAGUUACUUACUUAAUUAAUCUUAAUUUAUUGCUUAUCUUGGGAUUUUCAAGCUUUUUCGAAAACAAUUAUAUCAUUAUAUAUGGAGUCUGCAAAUCUCCAUCACCAACAUCAUCAGCUCCAAGAGAAUCUUGUUGGGUCUUCUUCUUUAGCAGCUACCCCAUCUUGCUAUGCAGUUGGAACCAAGCAUGCUUGGACCCCUUCUGCCACUUUGAGCAGUAGUGUUAACUCAUCAAAUUCAGGCUUGGAUCCCCUCAACAGUUCCAUGGUACCAGACUUGGGCUUUCACUGGCUCACCAAUAUUACUAGUGAGCAUCAGUCUCCCCAUGACCUUGCUAAAAUUAAGGAAGAGCUCACUUCAUCAUCCUCCUCAGAUCAUCAUCACCAUCAUCAUAAUUCCUUCCCAAAAUUAACAGAAAUGCUGACCAGCGCCGCCGCGUCAGCUAGUAUAGAUCAUGAUCAGUAUUACCAAUGUAUGAAGAAUGAGGAAAAAGACCAAUUGAUCAUGAAUGACCUCAGUGAGAAGCUCUUGCUCAAGACUUUGUCUUCUGGCUGUCAACUCAAUAGUAUUAUCAAUCCUCAUCACCACCAAAUUUCAUCAGCUGGAGAGUUUUACUCAAAUGAUCAUCAUCAUCAUCUACUCCACAAUUCUAAUCUAAUUGGAGGCGUGCCGCCGGGGAUGCCUAGCAGAUCAGGAGGCCACUUCAGCCAAAUUUAUCCAAGCAUAAAUGUUUCCAACUUGAACCGGUCGUUGUCUUCGUCGUCAAUCUCAAGCUCUAGCUUGGACAUGAACUUGCAGGCCAUGGAUCUCUUAGGCGCUGCUGCAAGAUUUAGUACCGGGACUAGUAGUAGUUUUAGCACGCAGCCUAAUUCACAUGAUACCCUUGGCUUAUACAAGGAAACGCAUGAUUCGUUUGCUACUCUUCAACAGAUUCAUCAAUCAACUGACCCUCAUAGGCUAUCGUGCGGCAAUAAUAAUAAGAUAUCAUCUUUCGACAAUGAAAUAACAGAGGUGAAGCGACCCGGCAGUUCGAUCGAGCCAAAGGUAACUCAAGCAACUGCACCAAAGAAAUCGCGAUUGGAGUCGCGCACUGCAUGCCCACCCUUUAAGGUUAGGAAGGAGAAACUGGGAGAUAGAAUCGCAGCUCUUCAGCAAUUGGUGGCACCCUUUGGAAAGACAGACACAGCAUCCGUUCUGAUGGAGGCUAUCGGAUACAUCAAAUUCCUUCAAAACCAGGUCGAGACCCUAAGCGUCCCAUAUAUGAAGUCAUCACGCAACAAAUCCUGUAAAACAAUGCAAGGGGGUGUGACAGAGAUCAAUGGAAAUGGCGAAACAAAGCGAGAUCUUAGAAGUAGAGGAUUGUGCCUCGUUCCUUUAUCGUGCAUGUCUUAUGUGACAAGUGACGUUGGUGAGGGUGGAAGCAUUUGGCCAGCGCCUAACUUUGGGGGAGGGACUUAACAUUAAUGUUAUAUUUUACUUGAUCAUAUAAGUUAAGAGUAUUGGGCAAAUUAAAUACUGGCUUACUCUUCUAAGUCCAUACUAGUGAAAUCUUCGACCCCCUCCAAAGUUUAAUGGAGCAAAUUUGGUCAUCCUGUCAACAAUUCCAGAAUGGACCAAGUUUGAUCCAUUAACAAUUCAUGUGUACCAUUUAUAGAUCUUCUGGCACCUAGGGGACCUUCUUUCACGUAAUUUAUGUACUCAAUUUUUCGAUCAAUAAAAGUUUAACUAAGCAUUUUGAUUGUA